AUGGCAGGUCCUCAUCCACAGCUCAUCUACGGACGCUCCCUCAAUAACUUCUUCCGUCGAUGCGUCCUCAAUUGCCCUGCAGAGUCGCCUCCCUGUCCCGAGUGCGGCAAAGGUGAAACCUGCUCCUUGAUCUCCCAGUCCUGUAACGCCUGCCAGAGCACUGUCUGUAUCUCCGUUGCCUCUGUUGGCGGCGGCAAGGGGAUCGAAAAGUCCAAUUCAAAAUCAGAUACAGGCGCCAUUGCUGGUGGAGUCCUUGGUGGUCUGGCAGUGAUCACCGUGGUGUUCCUGGCGUGGUUCUACAUUCGGAAGAAACGGAGGAGUGCUGCGCAAAGCCAGCAAUGGGAGCCUGAGGGCUACGAGAAGCAGCCAGAUGGAUUUUUCAUGAAUAGCAGGGCUCGACAGUCUGCUGCGGGUUCCAUUGCCUCCACCGUCCUCACCCGCGCAUCCAAUGUCAUCCAGAUUGCCUAUAUUCCAGGUGUCACCAACCGCUCUCCACCAGAUACCCCGGGUAUUCUUGUUCCUCCUGUUCCUCCACUCCCCACUGCCGCUGGAAGCAGCACCUCUAGCCAAGAUCAGCACUUCUUCAUCCCCGGGGAUAUCCGCGACUCAGUUUGGUCUGAGAUGACAGAGGAUGACUGCAAGAGCAUCAGUCCUAGUCUCGCACGCAGCAGCGUUGCUACCACCAUCUACCGCAACAAUGCCAUCGUCAGCCCCGUUCCCGCUCAACAGGCUCUUCGUGCGAAAGCCGCUGUUGUCAGUGUCAAACCUGGCACUAGCAGUCCCUCCGAUACUUCUCGUUCUUCGACCCCUGCUGUUCCUCCAAUUACUGCUUCCCAGAUAGUCAAGGCCAAAGCCGUGGCAGCCAAAACAGUAAAUAAUAUCAACAACAUAGACAAGAAGGAAAACAAAUACUCUGGUUCAAUCGUUGCCCGCUCUAUGGUUGCACGCCCCAUCAACCUCACGAAGUCGCAUCGAAGCAAACCCAAUGCAAUCUCCGAAGUCGAUGGAACGUCCAACCCUAAGAUCAUCGUCUCACAAGCAAAUUACGAAUUGGAUGGCGAGUCGCAAGAUGGACUGGGAUCCGGAAAAGUCCUUGUCGCGUCCAGUAAUAAUAACAGUAAAAAUCGCCAAUCUGACGAAUCUGUCACCAUAACUGAUAUCGACGAUUCUCCUGCCACCAAGCAAAGCCCCUUUGAUGAUCCCCAACAGAGAUCAAGCCCUCCUACCAUUCCAGAGGAGAGGGAAAGCCUCACAUCCGUCUCAAGCCACGACCACCAAGAUUCAUACCCUUUACAUGAACAAAGAACACAGCCAGAUUCCAACUCGUCUCUCGAGAGGAGCAUGAGCCCUUUUGAUGACCGGAAUGAAGUUAAGCCGUGA
This is a messenger RNA of Paracoccidioides lutzii Pb01, 1380 nucleotides long. RefSeq lists its product as hypothetical. Bases 1 to 1380 code for a protein of 459 amino acids. The transcript is spliced from 2 exons. The record is from RefSeq and is a predicted model, not a curated record.